AUGCCAGCUGACGUUGCUGCUGCGUCGAAAGACGAGGUGCGCGCCAAGACGGGCAUCGCCGCGCCAUACACAGUGCCCAUCGCCCAACGCGCUCCCAAGUCGACACUCGUGCAGACGAUCCUCUUCGCGCUCGUCUUCAACUUCUGCAUCGUGUCGGCGCACUUCUUCCAGCUCCUCUCGUGGCCGCUCUCUCUCCACCCACGCACACAACCCAUCUACCGCUCGCACAUCGCCUACUCGAAGCUCGCGUUCAGCCGUGCGCUGCUCGUCAUCUCGCAGUUCUUCGGCCGCACGCAGCUGGUCAUCUCCAUCGGCGACGGCAAGGGCGGCUACAUCGACCCCGAGCCGUUUGUGCACCGCGACAAGCGCACUGGUCGUGUAGUGUCGUUCGACCUGCCGAGUCGGUCGGUGUGGAUGUCGAACCACCAGGUGUAUACCGACUGGCUGUAUCUGUGGUGUCUGGCGUACUACGCCGAUCUUGCAGACAGCAUCCUCAUCAUCCUCAAGGACUCGCUCAAGUGGAUCCCCUUCAUCGGCUGGGGCAUGCAGUUCUACCGCUUCAUCUUUCUCAAGCGCAACUGGGCGAGCGACCAGGCGCAACUCGCCAAACAACUAGGCCAAGUGGCUUCUGAAAACCAUACUUCGGGCGAGAAGCCUUCGGCUACGGGGACGGCCAAGAAGUUGCUGCUGCUCAUCUUUCCAGAGGGAACGUUGGUGUCGGGUAAUACGCGACCGGUGUCGGCCAAGUUUGCGGAAAAGAUGGGCAUCAAGGAUCUCGAAAACGUGCUGCUCCCGCGGUCGACGGGGCUCUUUUUCUGCCUGCGAACGCUCGCCAAGCAGAUGGAUGAUCUGUGGCUUGUGGAUUUCACCAUCGGCUAUCCGGGUGUGCCACCUGCGGGGUAUGGACAGGACUACUACACGCUACGCUCGAUCUUCAUGCAGGGCGUACCGCCGCCUGCGAUCCACCUGCACUUGACCCUCACGCGAAUCACCCACCCCGUCAGUGGCGACACGUCAUCCAACGCGCCUUCGGUAGCGGAUGUGGCAACAGCACAGACCGACACACCGCCGUUGGGUGCCAAUGAUGCGCCGGCCGAGUCGAGUGAUGCGGAGAGGACGGCGUUCGAGUCGUGGCUGCGCGCAAGGUGGACGGAAAAGGACCAACUCAUGCACCGCUUCUACGCGCAAGGCGACUUUGUCGGCGGCGAGUUCACGCAGGCGGUGUCAGCAAGCAAGGUGGACGCAACGCAGCCAGGCGCAAAGUAUGUGGUGCUGCCGGCUGAGCUGCGCAGCUUGCGCGAGAUCGGCGACGCAGCUUGCUGGGGCAUCCCGUUCAUCGUUGGCUGGAAUGUGCUACGACUGUACAGAAAGGUCGUUGGAUAG
Moesziomyces antarcticus is the source of this 1383-nucleotide messenger RNA. Its product is annotated as lysocardiolipin acyltransferase. Gene Ontology annotation, cellular component: endomembrane system. The record is from RefSeq and is a predicted model, not a curated record. The transcript has a single exon. The coding region runs from base 1 to 1383 and encodes 460 amino acids. Lineage: Eukaryota; Fungi; Basidiomycota; Ustilaginomycetes; Ustilaginales; Ustilaginaceae. Gene Ontology annotation, molecular function: acyltransferase activity.